UAGAUAAAGACACGAUACCUCCAGUACACUUCCUGGAGUUCCCAACAAAAUAGGAGAUAGCAGCCGAAUAACGCAGAAUUCAGUCUCUUCAAAUUGAAUAUGUCGAUUUCACCAGAGGCACUUCAUAUCUCCAAUGGCGGUACCAGCGUUGUAUUAGAUCUCCAAGGACCUGGUUUUCCGAGCAUUGUCUAUUGGGGGCCAGAGCUGGUCGACACCACAUAUGCAGUGAUCGAGUCCCUAGUGAGAGCAUCGCAACCUCAAGCUGUCUCUGGAGGACUUUGCCAAACACCGCGUCUGAGCUUACUGCCGCUUGAAUCGCAAGGAUGGCAGGGCACGCCAGGUUUGACCAUGCUGAGGUCCAAGACCGGAUAUUUCUCACCCAAGUUCACAAUUUCAGAUGCGCGAAGCACAGCCUCGUCCAUAUCCAUAAUAGCUGCCGACGUAGAUGCACAUAUUUCCAUAGAAUUCGUGGCAGAAGUCUUGCAGAGUGGUCUUCUCAGCCAACGCCUGAUCAUCAAGAAUAUCGCCAGCGAAGAGAGUCAGGAUGUGCUCCAUAUUCACGACGUUGCAUUAUCAUUUCCGGUCCCGAUGACUGCACGCGAGCUCCUGGAAACAACUGGACGGCAUCUUCGUGAGCGUUAUCCCCAAAGACAUGCUUUCACCAUUGGGAAACACAUACAGGAGUCGCGGCGUGGGCGACCCGGCUUGGGUGGCACGCUUAUCGUUGCAGCUGGAGAACCUGGUUUCGGGUUCGAGAAAGGUCUUGUACAUGCUGUCCAUCUCGCAUGGAGCGGUAAUUACAGGAUCAACGCGGAGAAAGGUUCAAACUAUGGACAAUUCAUUCAGGCAGGGGAGCUGCUGCUGCCGGGCGAGGUUUCACUCAACUCUGGAGAGACCUAUGCGUCCCCAACUGCGCUCGGAUCAUGGGGAUACGGGCUGUCAGAAAUGUCGUAUAAAUACCACGACUUUCUUCGCAGACGGAUGCUGUCCGCUCCGCAGAGCCAUCCUAGUCUCCCGCGCCCCGUAACGAUCAACACCUGGGAGGCAGUGUAUUUUGAUAUGGACAUGGAUCGUCUUAAAGCGAUUGCCGACGUUGCUGCACGCCUAGGUGCGGAGAGAUUCGUUCUCGACGACGGAUGGUUCAAGGGCAGGCGAUCUGACAAUGCAGGACUAGGCGAUUGGAGCGUCGACAGAGAUGUAUUUCCUCGAGGCCUUCAGCCACUGUGGGAUCACAUUGAUGGCCUUGGAAUGCAAUGUGGUAUUUGGGUUGAGUUAGAGAUGAUCAACCUGGACUCAGAUCUCGCGAGGGCUCAUCCCGAAUGGAUUCUCCGACCGACUCGCACUAGAUUACCGCUAGCAGGAAGAGACCAGUACGUGCUUGACCUUUCCAACAAGGAUGCUUUUGACUAUAUCCUGAGGCAAAUCGAUGCACUUCUCAACGACUACCCGAUGAUCAAGUACCUCAAGUGGGAUCAUAACCGUGAUGUUAUUGAGCCUGGCGGACUAAAUGGAGCUCCUGCUAUACGAAAGAAUGUCGAAGCUCUGUACGCUUUGAUUGACACGCUCAAAGCUCGGCACCCAGGACUUGAAAUCGAGAGUUGUGCGUCUGGAGGUGGCCGUGUUGACUUGGGAAUUCUGCAGCACAAUGAUCGGAUCUGGGUUAGUGAUUGUACUGAUCCGAUAGAACGUCUUACAAUUCAGAAGUAUACUUCCUUGGUCGUGCCACCAGAGAUGAUGGGGCAACACGUAGGCGCACCAAAAAGCCACACGACUGGUAGGACACAUGAUCUUUGCUUGCGUGCUGGGGCGGCCUUUUUCGGACACAUGGGUAUCGAAUGGGAUGUGUCUCGGGUAGAUAGCAAGCAGCUCCAUGAUUUGCAUUGGUGGAUUGAGCUGCAUAAGAGGUGGAGACAUGUGAUUCACACUGGCAAAUUGGUCUUCGCCGACUUACCUGGGGAUUCUCCGAGCCAGGACGUCCGCGGCGCAGUGUCAAAGGAUAGGAGACACGCCAUCUACACAAUCACACAGGUUACGACUACUGAGUACUAUCCCCCACCGAUGAUUACGCUCCCUGGGCUCGAUGAGACGACUGUCUACCGUGUUCGGCUUCUAGAUCAGCCUGGGAUGAACAAUUCUGCUUUUGUAGCCCAGUCGAAAUUGGCCUGGGCUCAUUCUCAGACCCCGUGCAUUAUGACAGGGCAGAUGCUUCGCAGUUCAGGCAUACGGAUGCCGGUUGUCUGGCCGGAGAUACUUCUUGUAGUUGAGGUUGAAGCGAUCUGAGGUGGUUUGUGGUGAGUGAGGGCGUAUGUGAGCUCUGGGACUUAGAAAUAGUAUCGAUAUAGAGGAAACACAUUGUCGGCC
Verruconis gallopava is the source of this 2361-nucleotide messenger RNA. RefSeq lists its product as uncharacterized. The transcript has 2 exons. The record is from RefSeq and is a predicted model, not a curated record. Gene Ontology annotation, biological process: carbohydrate catabolic process. Gene Ontology annotation, molecular function: alpha-galactosidase activity. Bases 100 to 2280 code for a protein of 726 amino acids. NCBI's taxonomy places the organism in Eukaryota, Fungi, Ascomycota, Dothideomycetes, Venturiales, Sympoventuriaceae.